AUGGUAGCGCGAAUCCUGUGGAACAUUGACGUGUCCGUGCUACAGAGAGCCACGCACCCAACGAAACACUCGCUGAAUGACGCACGCGUGGGUCUGCUGGACCUCGGGCUCGCGCCGCACAUCAACAACGCGGCGGUUGCGGCGAACAUGGAACUUGCUCAAUGGCAUGCAGCAUGUAGGUUGCUGCAAACCGGAUUCACACACAAGUGGAGUGUGUUAGCAGGGUCCAACAUGAUCUGGUACCGUCGGGAGAUUCCGCCACCGCCACUGACAGCAUAUUCCAUUCAUUCCCAAGUGGUGUAUUGGGACGACACGUGGUUCUUCUUUUGCCAUCGCUUUGAAUGUCCUGUCACUGACACGUUCUUCGCCGAAGGACGCUCACCGCCGCACGGUCGAUUGGCACAAGUGUUGGCUCAACUUGGGCUGGACGGCACGCAGAAAACUCUCCCCAUGCCAGAUAUCGUCACAGGAUAUCUCGCUUGGGAUGCAGCGACGAAAGCGGCCAUGGAGUCCAAUGAAGACGACCGCCACGCACGAGCAAAGUUGGCAUAG
This is a messenger RNA of Aphanomyces astaci, 552 nucleotides long. RefSeq lists its product as hypothetical. Bases 1 to 552 code for a protein of 183 amino acids. The record is from RefSeq and is a predicted model, not a curated record. NCBI's taxonomy places the organism in Eukaryota, Oomycota, Saprolegniomycetes, Saprolegniales, Verrucalvaceae. The transcript is spliced from 4 exons.